AUGGCGUCAGCUGGACCGCAUCCGAGCGCCCAAGAAUGGCAUUCAGAGGCACACACGAAUCGUAGUGGGGUUCACACAACUUUCCCCAUUGUCAACAAUACUGGACUCAUCCCUCCACGAGAAGUGUUACCGAGCAAUUUCCAUCCGAUAUUUCCGUAUGAAGUCUUCAAUGCCGUACAGUCAAAGUGCUUCCCGCUCGUCUAUGGCUCGACCGACAACAUUGUUGUGUCCGCCCCCACCGGUUCAGGCAAGACGGCGAUCCUCGAAAUGGCCAUCUGUAGGCUUCUUGGUUCACCAGGGGGCGAGAACUUCAAAAUCGUCUACCAGGCGCCCACCAAGUCGCUAUGUUCCGAACGUUCUAGGGACUGGGAGCGAAAGUUCAGACACAUGAAUAUUCGCUGUGUGGAGCUCACCGGAGACACGUCCCAAGCUGAGGCACGCCGGGUUGGAAGUGCUUCAAUCAUAGUCACAACCCCUGAGAAAUGGGACUCCAUCACUCGAAAAUGGUCUGACCACCGCAAGUUGCUCGAGAUGGUGCGUUUGGUACUCAUUGACGAAGUCCAUAUCCUCAAGGACGUCAGAGGCGCCACACUCGAGGCCGUGGUGUCUCGCAUGAAGACAAUUGGCGCACAUGCGCGUUUUGUUGGUCUUAGUGCGACAGUACCCAAUAUUCAAGACAUCGCAACUUGGCUAGGCUUGAACCAUGGCAAUCAGACAUCUCCUGCCAGAUUCGAGGCAUUCGGCGAGGAGAUGCGUCCUGUGCAGCUCAAGAAAUAUGUAUACGGAUUUCCAAACGCGCCAAACGAUUUCGUCUUCGAAAAGUCGCUUGACGGCAAGCUCCACGUCUUGCUUGCGAAGCACAGUGAGCGCAAGCCGAUCAUGGUGUUCUGCUUCACACGAAGGUCGUGCGAAGGCACUGCUCGUAAACUAGCAGAAUGGUGGGCGGCAUGCAGCAAUGACAACAAAGCAUGGGCACCACCACUCGGUCGCGUUCGGGUUGUACACAAGGAGUUGCAGGAGAUCGUCCCCUUUGGCGUAGCAUGGCAUCACGCUGGUCUAGAACAGCAGGACAGAGAAGCGGUCGAGCAGGGCUUCCUCAAAGGCAACCUGCAAGUGAUCUGCUGCACUUCGACCUUGGCGGUUGGCGUCAAUCUCCCAUGCCAUACAGUUGUCAUCAAAGGCACAGCAGGUUACUCAAACAAUCAACCACAGGAGUACUCUGACCUCGAGGUCAUGCAGAUGCUGGGCCGAGCUGGUCGCCCACAAUUCGACAAAUCGGCCGUAGGCAUCAUUAUGACAAGGCAAGAGAAUGUGCAGCGAUAUUCCGCCAUGGUCACUGGAGAACAGCUGCUGGAGAGCACCCUCCACCUGAAUCUACUGGAGCACCUGAACUCCGAGGUGGGCCUCGGCACAAUCAAGGAUAUUCAGACGGCACGUAAAUGGGUCAGCGGCACGUUCUUGAGCGUUCGUAUGCGGCAAGCCCCCGGGCAUUACAAUGCAGACGGUGUACACACCACAUCCGAUGCAGACACACGCAUGCAAGAAUGGUGCGAAAGAGACAUAGGUCUACUGCAAGAGCACGGCCUUAUCAGUACGAGCACGCCUUUUAGCUGCACAGAGUACGGCAACGCGAUGGCAAGGUAUAUGGUGCAGUUUGAGACCAUGAAGCUUCUUUUGGCCGUUCCUUCAGGGGCCAGCUUAGAGGAGAUGCUGAUCGUGUUAUGCCAAGCGAAAGAGCUUACCGAGUUCCGUCUGAAGGCAAAUGAGCGGGCCUUUUUCCGGAGCAUCAAUUCAGGAAAAUUCGUCCGCUUCCCAAUCCAAGAAAAUUUGACACAAUCGUGGCACAAAGUCUUUUUGAUUGUCCAAGUGUACCUGGGCGGAUGCGAAUGGCCCAACGACAAAGACGCGGGUGGCAUCAAACGACAAAUGUCCGUGGAGAAGACCGUUAUUUUAGACCGGCUGAAUCGACUUGUUCGUUGCCUGAUUGACUGCAAAGCGUAUGAUGGCGAUGGCGAAGGUACGCGAACUGCGUUGGAAUUGGCUCGGUCACUUGCCGCAAACUCCUGGGAUGGCCAACCCUGUCAAUUGAUGCAAAUACCCGGCUUCGGACCUGUUGCUGCGCGAAAAUGGAAUGCCCACGGCGUAAACACGGUCAAGGCCAUCGCGGAGAUGGACUUCCAGGACAUCGAACGCAUCGCCAGUCGGAACCCUCCAUUUGGAAGAAACUUGUCGAAAUUGUUACAAGACUUCCCGCGACUUCAACUCGAUGUGUCGCUGCAUGAACCAGGUCACUUCGAGGCACCGCAGGAUAUCAUUCUAGCCACAGUUCAAGCACAUCUCCGCCAUACGACACCAAGCAAGCCCCCAACCUGGAAUAAGAAAAUCCCUGCCGUCAGCUUCAUUGUGACUGUCUCAGAUGGCAGUCUUGGUUUUGUGUGGCGUGGAAACAUCAACAAAAUCGACCACGAGAAAGGGUUGACCCUCAAGUUCUCAGUGCCUCUCAACUGUCCAGCGCAAAUAAUCACCUCCUCCUUCAGCUGCGAAGAGAUCGUCGGCACAGAAGUGACUUCCGUAUUGGAGUCGCAGCUCCCUGCGUCAGCUUUCAUCAAGCGAACAAAUGAGAGGAGCAUAUCGCGCACGACAAAGACGAUACCAAAGCAGGGAGCGAGCAAAGAACUUGAUUACAACGACAUACCCGACGAGGAUCUGCUUGCUGCUCUGGAGCCUGCUCUAUCUCAACGCUGCAAUCCCGCCCACAUCAAUCAGCAGGAUGGUUCAAGUCUGUGCGACUUGCCUUUGAUCGAUGAUGUUCCUCGGAGAGCUAAGUCACCCGAAGUAUACGAGCCAGAGAAAAUGCAAAAUGGCCGGUGGAUGUGCAACCACGUGUGCCGCAACAAGGGCCUUACAAAGUCCGGGAAGCCCUGCAGCCACAAAUGUUGUACAGAAGGUUUGGACAAGCCUCGAGCGCCAGUUCAGACGAAGAAGUCGAGCAUCGCUGCCAGCAAGGAU
Molecule: messenger RNA, 3009 nt
Organism: Microdochium trichocladiopsis
Lineage: Eukaryota; Fungi; Ascomycota; Sordariomycetes; Xylariales; Microdochiaceae
Product: P-loop containing nucleoside triphosphate hydrolase protein
Exons: 2
Molecular function (GO): nucleic acid binding; ATP binding
Source: RefSeq, a predicted model, not a curated record